This is a messenger RNA of Trichomonas vaginalis G3, 904 nucleotides long. RefSeq lists its product as uncharacterized. The annotation marks the transcript as partial. The record is from RefSeq and is a predicted model, not a curated record. NCBI's taxonomy places the organism in Eukaryota, Parabasalia, Trichomonadida, Trichomonadidae. The transcript has a single exon.
AUGCCAUUUAUAAAGGACGGUGAAAUUAUUGAAAAAGAUAAUACAACCGUAUAUAGGUCUGUUUAUGAAGCAUUAGAAUAUAUGUUGAAUCAUAACCCAAAAAGAUUUGACCCAAGCACUACACCAUGUGCAAUGCCUUUUAUUAAGGACGGUGAAAUCGUAAGAGUUCCGGAUUCAACGGUUUACACAGCUGUUCAAAACAGUUUACAAAACAUUUUAGCGAAUAUCUUUAAUUCAGAAACUACAGAAAUAAAAUUACCAUAUAUAACAGAUGCUAAAGAAAUUAAAUCAAAAACGACAACAUUAUUUACGUCACUUAAUGAUUUAAUGACUUAUAUCAUUAAUAUUCCUGCACCAACUACAGGAUUUGAUCCAAACUCGACGGUUUGCAGUGUACCUUUCAUAAAUGACAGUUCAUUAAUUGCUUUAAGGGAUUCGACAGUAAAUGAAUCAUUAAAGGCGUCAUUAAUGAAAAUCAUUGAUUUUAACUCAUUCACGAAUACAUAUAAUUCAUUCAUUAAUGUUUCAUAUGCUUCUAAAGAAGGUGAGCCAAAAACUAUCGAUAAAGCGGUGUAUGAAAUAAAAGCAUCAACGACGAAAUUGAAUUCGUUAACUUUUGACGGUGAUAGUUUCGUUAAUGACAUAACAUCAGGGAAAACAAUUUUAACGAAAGAAUAUUUAAAAUCUCAUGUUAGUGAGUUCGUUGAAAUUGAAAAAGAAGGUGGAAUUAAGUUCGAUCCACUGAAUUUCAUUUUCAGCUUAGCGAAUGCAGGAAUUAAUUUUGCUGAAUGGACAACUAUACAGAGUGAAAUAAAUGCAAUAUGGACGUUUUUGGGGUCAAAAGCGGGCAUGGGUGAGCUUGUAAAUGCUGCAAGAACAUUAGGUGAAACAGGAAAUUUUGUAG